AUGACGAAUGCGAGAUGUAAUUUAACAGCAGAACCAUUGGAAUUAAUUAGUUGUCUGUCUCAUAUAAGUACAAUCAUUCUUGGAGUUGCUAGAAAUGAUAUUCAAAGAGUGUGUAGAUCAACAUCGUCAAUUGCGGAAUGUGCAUCAGGUCAUCUAUCAGAAUGCGUCGGACAACAGAUUGGUCAAGGAGCUUUUAGGGAAAUUAUGGAUUUAUUAACAAAUUGUUGUCCAGAUCGAAAUAGUCCGGAUUGUUCAAUAAAAGAUUCAAAGCUACAGGACCAACGUUGUUUUGCUGCUGAUUCUUUUGUAACCUUAUCUAAUGGCAAACAAAAAUCAAUUGCUGAUCUACAAUUAGGUGAUUCACUUCUUGCUUAUGAUGAUAAAACAAAGAAAAUUCUCUCUACACAUCUACUUACUAUGCUUGACUUUCAACCACAUCGAUUUGCUUUAUUCAAACAAGUGACUACAAGUACAGGUCGACAGUUAUCACUUUCUUCAUCUCAUCUUGUUCCAACUGAUAAACAUGGUUAUAUAAUGGCAAAAAAUAUUCGCAUAGGAAUGAAUGUUUAUGUCAUGAAUAACAAUGGUGUUUUAAUUAGUGAACGUGUUUCAAAUGUAUCUGAUGUUGUCAAACAAGGAUAUAUAGCUCCAUUAACUGAAGAAGGUACAUUAAUUGUAAACAAUGUUGCAGCUUCUUGUUAUGCUACAAUCAAUAAUCAUUAUGUAGCUCAUGUUGUAUUAGCACCGAUGAGAUGGUGGUAUAGUUUAUUUGGUAUAUCAAAUAAAUCAAAUGAAGUAAUUGGUAUUCAUUGGUUUCCAAAAAUCUUAUAUGAAAUAACCACAUUUUUUAUACCU
Molecule: messenger RNA, 855 nt
Organism: Rotaria sordida
Lineage: Eukaryota; Metazoa; Rotifera; Eurotatoria; Philodinida; Philodinidae
Source: the annotation of a GenBank genome assembly